AAACGCGCGGGGAAAAAGUACGGUUGUAGAGUAGGCGUGAAGCCUCGACGGUCGACGGCGCGUGGUAGCGGGGGCAGUCAGUGCCGCCGCCUCCGCCGCCGCGUCAUGCUGUGCCCCGCGCGCUGCUCGUGCUUCCUGUGCCGCGAGCUGCAGUCGUGCCGCGCCGCCGACAGCCGCAAGCCGCACAAGAUGAGCGACAACUUCAUCCUCAAGAAGGCCGAGGCCUGGGACUCCAGCGCCAUGAAGUUCAUCCGCGGCGCCGCGCGCAUGUCCGUGCGGCACUGGGCCGGCCGCGAGCCGCCGCGCCCGCACAAGGCCACGUCCUGCGAGCAGCUGUACCCGCCGCCCGACGAGCGCCACCCCAUGCGCCGCGCGCCCAGCACCGACCGCAUCAAGCCCGACCAACACAAACCGCUCUUCAAACUGCUGGGAAAUUCCAAGAAUAAGAAACCAAACACCAGUGAUGCCUCCGAGCCCAAAGCGAGGCGCAGUGUCUUGAAUUUCAGGAAACACGAGUCUAAGGACUCCAAGAAUGUUCAUGAAAAAUACGUUCCGUUGCCGCAGAACUCGACCCUGUCGGAGCACAUCUACAGCGAGCCCCGGCCCUGGAGCUCGCAGUUCGACGACUGCUGCCGCCCGCCGGUCUACCAGAGCGUGGAGAAGUUCAACCGCAUGGAGGAGAGCAGCCGCGUGACGCCCGACAGGAAGCUGUACGGCCGCCCGCCCUGCUACGACGAACUCACGCAGAAACUAGCGCAGGACAAGACUAGAAACCGACCUUGCCUGCCGCUGCCCGAGAGUGCUAUUUCCAACAAAAUAACCCAGAACAACAAUAAAGUCGUCAUCUACUUUGGCGACUCCAUCAUCAGGAAACACAGCGAGCAAAAGAAAGAGGAGAGUGCGGCCGAAGUAAAACCAAAGCCGGAAGCGAUCUACGCGAACAGACUGAUCGACGAGACGGAGAACUUAGGGCUGUCCCGCGGCGUGGACAAGGGCGGGGGCACGCUGGUCUCCGAGGUGGAAGUGCAGGAGGCCAUCUACGCGGAGGUGUCACCCGAGACUCCACCACCUAGUGCCGCAGUCGACGGGUCCACAUACAAGAAGGAGGAUGGUGCAUGCGUCAGCUCGGAUGGAUUCCUUGUGGUGGAGAUCGAGGGGAGCUUCGAGCGCGCGCGGCAGUUAGUGGACGCGCUACAUGGCGGCGCCGACCACCACGAGGCGACGGUGCUGGACGAGGAUGAGGACUGCGACUGGAGCUUCAUCCAGGGCUGGCGACGCCGGCCAUCAAGCGGCUGCCGCCCCGAAGACCCCUCCUGGAGCGGCGCGCGGGCGCUGCGCGUGAGAGUCACGACGGCGGCCGGGGCUCCGCCGCACGCGCGCCGCCUGUCCCCGCCGCCGCCCGCGCACCGCGCCACCACCCCGCCGCGACCCGCUGACAACACGCAUGCGCAUAAACCCCAGAAGUCCCCGGCGGCGGAGGAGCCCCCGUGCCCGGACGCCGGCGCGCAGCUCAAGCCCGUGUGCGCGCCCUCGCAGCUCACUGUGCAGAGCACGCCGGUCCGCUGCGCGCCCGUGCAGAGCAGCUACGGGCUGGAGAAGCGGAGCAAGGAAGACCUCCGGCCCGCCGAGAGCCUGCCACAGAAUGGUGUCCGCGACUGCAACAGCAGUUCGGACGAGAACCGGUCGUCGGGGCACGCGUCCAUGUCGGACAGCGGCGGCGGCGACGCGGCGCGCGACGAGCCGCGACGCGCGCGACAGCCGCCGCACCAUGGACGGCAGAAACACAGGCCGCAUAAUAAGCAACUGCAGUCCCCGUGGGCGGGCGGCGGCGGGCUGGACGAGAUCCGGUCGGCCAUCAAGCAGCUGACCCUCAGGUCCAGGGACAGCAGCAGCACCGCCACUAGUGGCGCCUCGAGUGCUGGUGGCAGCAACCAUGGGAACCAAGAGACCAACUCCGCGGCGGAGGCCCGACGCCGGCGCGCGCCACUGGUCCGGCAGCCCUCGCUGGACACGGUGUGCACCAAUGUGACAAGUGCGGACGAGUUCGUGUGGGUCGACUCGCAUAACAGACUGGUAGAGCUGCGUUGCGUGCCGUGGACCCCCACAGAGAUCACCCGCGCGCUGCAGUCGGGCCGCUGCCGCGACGUGGCGACACGGUUCGCGCCCGACACGCCGCCGCGGCUCGCUUACUUGCUGCAGAGAGCCCUGGUCCGCAUAGCGCGGGAGACGCAGCGGCUGUCGCACAACUUCGGCUUCUGCUCCAAGCACGAGGUGGCGGGCGCGCUCCGCAUCGUGCUCAGCGCGCCGCUCGCCGACGCUUGUAUCAAGGGUUGCCAACGCGCAGCAACAAUGUACGCCACCUCCGGCGGGGCAGCGAGACGACUCGGCUCGGCCGCGCGCGCGCACACAGCACUCGCGCCAGGGCGGUUCCAGCGGUGGAUGCGGGAUGCUAAUGUUGCUCCUGUGUUGCAUGAAUACGCAGCGAUCUACCUCUGCGCCGGCAUAGAGACGCUCCUAGAAGAGGUGGCCCUAUUCUCAGCGGGCCGCCUGGCGCCGGGCGCGGCGCUCACCCCGGCCGCCGUCGACACGGCCGUGGCCACCUCGCCCGCGCUGUCGCCGCUGUUUCAACCGUAUAGCCAUCUUAAUGCCGCGCAUAUACCCAAUGGCUCGGACUCGCUCUCCCGCUGGGGCUCGUGCAGCUCGCUGGGCUCGGGCUCCCCGCACCGCCGCAGCCGCGACUCCGGGAUCACCACUAACGGCUCCAGCGGCUCCGCGACCUCCGACGGCUCCACCAGCACCUCAACCUCCGUGCUACACAGCACGUGCUGCGGCUCCCCCGCCGAGCUGCGCGCCGUGCUGCGCCGCGCCCCCCGCUGCCCCCCCCUCACCCCCGAGGCCGAGCUGGCGCUGUACUACUUCAUGAAGUGCGAGCAGCUCGAGCACACCCCCUCCUCCUGCGGCCUCUGGGGCGGGCGCGGCGGUGCGCUGCCCCCGCUGGGCUCGUGGCUGCGCGUGAUCGCCGCCCACGCCGCCCUGCGCCCGCCGCCCGCCGCCGCCGACCAGCACGACGUGGCGCAGGCGGCGCGCCUGCUGCUGCCGCACGCCGACUGCCCGCCGCGGCCCGUCACCGUGGACGAGGCGAUCGAACCAGCCUGGUCGCGCAACGCCCGCUCGGCCGACGACCUACCCCGGGCAGCGCUCGGGCUCGCCCACCGCGCGCUGCUCAGCGGCCGGCCCGCGCUGCUGGCGGGGGCGCGCGCGCUGCUGCCCGGCGGCGCCAUCGACGCUGCUGAUGCUGCUGGCCUGACGGUUCUCAUGAAGGCGGCACUGGCGGGAGAUGAGCAGAGGGUUUCUAUGCUGCUAGAAGCGGGUGCAGACCCUAAUGUGGAGACCCCGGGCGCGGCGCAGCCCGCGCUGCUCUCCCCGCGCGCCGCCGCCGCCCCCGCCGCGCCCGCGACUGGAUAUGUACCGCCUACAGCUGGUUGGACAGCCCUAGUGUACGCGGCCUCAUCAGGCUCGGUGGAGACGGCGCGGCGGCUGCUGGCGGCGGGCGCGGGCGUGGACGGCGCCGCCACCAACCGCGACGACACGUGCACGCUCACCCCACUGCAGAUGGCGUGUGGAGCGGGCAACCUGGAGAUGGUACAACUGCUUCUGUCUCACGGCGCUGACCCGUUCCUGUCUACGCAGCUAAACGAUGCGCUAUGUUACUCCGCCGCCGCGCAGUAUGGAUGCUAUAGCGCAAUAGCAGUAGCGUGCGCGCACGGCCGCCGCUCCAUCGUCCGCGCUAUACUAACCGCGUCGCGGGGCGGGCGCGGCGCGGGGCGGGCGGUGUCGCUGGAGGAGGUGCUGGCGGAGGGCGGCGGCGGCGCGCCCAGCUUCACCAAGCCGCAGCUGCGGGCGCUGCACGACGCGCUCUACACCGCCGCCGAGACUGAGCAUUUGGACAUAACCCUGGAGCUGCGCGCGCUGGGCGUGCCGUGGUCGCUGCACGCGUGGACGCAAUCGCUGGCCGCCGCCGCCGCCGCCGGCCUCGACCACGUCAUCGACACUCUACUGCAGGACUUCCUGCAGGUGUGUCCGUCGGACGACAGCCACUACAGCCACCAGUUCAUCUACGAGUGUCUGCCGCUGCUCUUCAACAUCCUGCGCUACAGCAAGAAGGAAGGCACGGUGCUGCUGCUGGGAGACAUCCUGUGCGCGGUGUACGGCUGGGAGCCCGUCCCCCCCGUCGCGCAGCCCGCGCCCCCCCCUGCCGCCCGCGUGGACCCUGCCUAUGUGAACAAUCCGGAGCUAGCUGAUGUCACCUUCAGAGUGGAAGGCCGCCUGUUCUACGGCCACAAGAUCGUGCUGGUGUCGGAGUCGCCUCGCCUGCGCGCCAUGCUGGCCCCGCGGCCCGACGCGCCCGCCCAUGCUGCGCCUCCGCUUGUGCAGAUUAAUGAUAUUAGAUAUCAUAUCUUUGAGCAAGUAAUGAAAUACCUCUACUCCGGAGGCUGCUCCGCUCUGGACAUCCCAUCAGGCGACGUGUUAGAGGUUCUUGCGGCGGCGUCGUUCUUCCAACUACUGCCGCUGCAGCGCCACUGCGAGGCGCGCGCCGCCGCCGCCGUGCAGCUGCACGACCUCGUGUCCGUCUACAUACAUGCUAAGGUAUACAACGCGACGCAACUGCUAGAAUACUGCCAAGGCUUCCUGCUCCAGAACAUGGUGGCUCUCCUCACGUACGACGACUCAGUGAAGCGUCUACUCUUCGGCAAGCGGCUCCCGGGACACAACGUGCUCGGCGCGCUACUCACCACCCUACAGAAGAGGAUAGAGGCCAGGAAGAACCAGCCCAACAAGAGCAGAUAGCGUUGUAGUGUUAGUGGCGCCCUCUGCUGCCAAAAGUCAACUUUACUGCGUUGACUUGCGGAAACGCGAGCCGUGACUUUUAAAGGCUGUAUAGGGUGGAAUAUUGUUAGUGAUCUGAUAAGAGUCUGGUGUAUGUAAGAUACAUUCGAGAAGUUCACGGAUAAUUCCUCCCUGUAUAAAGACCUGUUUUAUGUUAGCAAGGUAACUUUGAAUUUGAAGUCCACUGCUGGUAAGAGUGUGUGGGCAGUGUUAAAAUUAU
Messenger RNA from Plutella xylostella (diamondback moth), 5107 nucleotides. Lineage: Eukaryota; Metazoa; Arthropoda; Insecta; Lepidoptera; Plutellidae. The record is from RefSeq and is a predicted model, not a curated record.